GGGUCGGCUAGUUUGACUGCUCAUUUCGAAGUGGAGGCUGGCUUGACCGCAGUCUAAUCACGGAGGGGGCGCUAAGCAUUUUAACAGGAUGGGAUUUGACUGGUUUUCAGGGCGUGUCGGAAGUCAGCUUGUAAAUGGUAAAACUGAAGCUUCAAACAGAAGUCUUCCUGUGAAAAGGAAAUCCACCUUCUUACUCGAGGACCACCAGGAAAGUCUCUGUCUGUAAGUAGAGGACACAAUGGCAUCUCCAACCCCUCUGUCCAAGGCCAACACCACCUUCUCUCUGGCUUUGCUCAAAAAAUUUGGAGAUGACAACAAGACGGCAAACAUCUUCUACUCCCCUUUCAGCAUCUCUUCAGCCCUGGCUAUGGUGAUGCUGGGGGCCAGAGGAAACACAGCCACACAGAUGUCAGAGUGCCUGAAAACCAAGGAUUGUCAGGAUGACGUCCAUGUUAGCUUUGCCCAACUGCUGAGUGAGCUCAACAAGGCUGAUGCUCCGUAUGCCCUCAGUGUUGCCAACAGGCUGUACGGGGAGCAGUCCUACCAGUUUGUUGAGGAUUUCUUAGGAAAAACCAAGAAGUACUACAACGCAGAGCUGGAGACUGUUGACUUCAAAGCUGACUCAGAGGCCGCCAGGCUCAACAUCAACAGCUGGGUGCAGAAGCAGACUCAAGAUAAAAUUAAGGAUCUGUUGGCCAAGGGUGACGUGGACAGCCUGAGCAGGCUGGUGCUGGUUAAUGCCAUGUACUUCAAAAGCGACUGGAACAGGCAGUUUCAGCAGUAUGCCACACAGGAUGCUCAGUUUAGACUCAACAAGAAUGACACCAAGCCAGUGAAGAUGAUGCACCAGAAAAAAUGGUUCCCUUUUUCCGACAACCCUAAAGUCAACUGCAAGAUCCUAGAGAUGCCUUACAAAGGGAAGGAGCUCAGCAUGCUCAUCUUUUUACCCAAUGAGAUAGAGGACAGUUCAACAGGUCUGGAGAAGCUGGAGAAGCAGCUGACCUAUGAGAACUUUAUGGAGUGGACUCAUCCAGACAUGAUGAAUAAUGUUGAGGUCAAGGUGGGAUUGCCUCGGUUCAAGAUGGAAGAGUCAUAUGACAUGAAGGAAGUCCUGGUCAGCAUGGGCAUGGUGGAUGCCUUUGACGGAGCAAAGAGUGACUUCUCUGGCAUGUCUCCUGCCAACGACCUGGUACUGUCAAAAGUCGUCCACAAGGCUUUUGUGGAGGUCAACGAGGAGGGAACUGAGGCUGCUGCUGCCACUGCUGCUAUGAUGAUGAUGGGCUGUUGCAUGCCCAUGCAUCCACCCGCCAUGUUCAUCGCAGACCAUCCCUUCCUCUUCUUCAUCCGACAUAACUCCUCCAUGAGCAUUCUCUUUGCUGGCCGAUACUGCUCCCCUGAGUGAGCAAUACAUCGUUUAGAGUAGUGUUUCUCAACUGGAGGGGGGGGUUACAAUACAUCUAGUAUUAGAACAGUGUACCAUUUUAUUUGGUAUAACUCGAAAAAUGUUAAGAAUUACCACUCUAGAGUUUCCUGAAGCUAAUCACAGCGUUCCAGAGUUCCCGUCCUAAAUUUUCAACACCAGAAUGAUGAGUAAAAACUGCGGUGUUGAAUGUUCUUAACUGUGACUACUUGCAUCACUUCUUAUAUGAGGGAGGGAAUGAUUCCGUGUUCAUUCUUAACAUUAUGUUCUUGCACUGUUCUUUGUAUCUUUUGCCCUUAAUCUCAAUCUCAUCCUUAGGAUCUUGUUUACUUUCUGUCCUUGGUAAUUAUUGGAAUUGGAAUCAACAAAGUGCAAUUAUUUGUUAUUGUACCACUAUGCAUGUAAUGAAUAUAGACUAUAAAGAUAGAGUUUAUAUGAAUGUUUGAACUGGUAUUGAUUCCAGGUCAUUUUUAUAUAUGCUUAAUGCAUAUGAAAUAAAAAUGUGUGCUUCACAAA
This is a messenger RNA of Perca flavescens (yellow perch), 1936 nucleotides long. RefSeq names its product leukocyte elastase inhibitor. The transcript is spliced from 9 exons. Bases 239 to 1402 code for a protein of 387 amino acids. The record is from RefSeq and is a predicted model, not a curated record. NCBI's taxonomy places the organism in Eukaryota, Metazoa, Chordata, Actinopteri, Perciformes, Percidae. Gene Ontology annotation, biological process: negative regulation of endopeptidase activity. Gene Ontology annotation, molecular function: serine-type endopeptidase inhibitor activity.